UUUUAUUCGCAUGUCUCCUUCUCUGUCUCCACAAGGGGCAGCGGCGGCCUGAGGGUGUCGAGCUGGUGGUAGCUCACUCCCCCCUUCCUCCCUGCCUUCUCCUUUCCCAGCCACUUCUCUCCCACACGGAAUAACUCACCAGAGCGGGCUCCGCAGCACCAUAUAUCUCAUAGCAGCUCACACCUCUCAAUUAUUGAUGGUAUUGCGGACAAAGUUCUUGACAGACUGUUCCGUGGCGCGAUUCUGUGCACCGAGCAGCAGAAACAGUUCUCAGGCAUUGGCUGAAUGCUGCCAUCUGCCCAGCCGAUAACAUUCAGGAGACCGGAAUAACACCCGCCAAAAUGUCUCGAAACUCCUACCGAGAUGAUGCAGAGCGCUACCUCUUUGUUGACCGGAACCCUACGAGCGUCACAGCCACACAAGCCGACUGGACAGCAAAACGCCAGGUUUGGGUACCCUCAGAGAAGCAUGGGUUUGAAGCAGCCAGCAUAAAGGAGGAGCGUGGGGAGGAGGUCAUUGUGGAGCUGGCAGAGAAUGGCAAGAGAGUGCCCGUGGCAAAGGAUGACAUCCAGAAGAUGAACCCACCCAAAUUUACUAAGGUGGAAGAUAUGGCGGAGCUGACCUGCCUGAAUGAAGCAUCAGUUCUGCACAAUCUCAAAGACCGAUAUUACUCGGGGCUUAUUUAUACUUAUUCUGGCCUCUUCUGUGUUGUGAUUAACCCCUACAAGAACUUGCCCAUUUACACGGAACAAAUAGUGGAGAUGUAUCGAGGGAAGAAACGGCACGAGAUUCCCCCACACAUAUAUGCAAUAUCAGAGACUGCAUAUCGCAGCAUGCUGCAAGAUCGAGAGGAUCAGUCCAUCCUUUGCACUGGAGAAUCAGGUGCCGGCAAGACAGAGAACACAAAGAAAGUCAUCCAAUAUUUGGCACAUGUGGCUUCUUCACAUAAGGGGCGAAAGGAGCACACAGCCCCGAGCUCCAGUAAUACGUUUUACGGAGAGCUAGAGCACCAGCUCCUGCAGGCCAACCCGAUAUUGGAAGCUUUUGGCAAUGCCAAGACUGUAAAAAAUGACAACUCUUCUCGAUUUGGUAAAUUUAUCCGCAUUAAUUUUGAUGUUGCUGGUUACAUCGUUGGAGCCAACAUUGAGACUUAUUUGUUGGAGAAGUCUCGUGCUAUUCGACAAGCUAAAGACGAAAGAACAUUCCAUGUUUUUUACCAGCUUCUAGCAGGAGCAGGGGAGCACAUGAAAACCGACUUGCUUCUGGAGGGCUUCAAUCAGUACCGUUUCUUGUCUAAUGGAAACCUGCCCAUUCCUGGGCAGCAGGACAGGGAGAUCUUCCAAGAGACAAUGGAGUCCAUGAAAAUCAUGGGAUUUAACCAUGAAGAAAUCAUGUCAAUGCUGAAAAUGGUGUCAGCGGUUCUGCAGUUUGGCAAUAUAGUUUUCCGGAAAGAAAGGAACACAGAUCAAGCAUCAAUGCCAGAUAACACAGCUGCUCAGAAACUGUGCCACCUCCUGGGACUCAAUGUCACAGAGUUUAGUCGUGCCAUCCUGAUGCCAAGGAUUAAAGUUGGCCGUGAUUAUGUCCAGAAGGCCCAGACUAAAGAACAGGCGGACUUUGCUGUGGAAGCCCUGGCAAAAGCUCUAUAUGAAAGACUGUUCCGCUGGUUGGUUCACCGCAUUAACAAGGCUCUGGACAGGACCAAAAGGCAAGGCGCCUCUUUCAUAGGCAUCCUGGAUAUCGCUGGCUUUGAAAUCUUUGAGCUGAACUCCUUUGAACAGCUGUGCAUCAAUUACACAAAUGAGAAGCUUCAGCAACUGUUCAACCACACAAUGUUUGUUCUGGAGCAGGAGGAAUAUCAGCGUGAGGGCAUUGAGUGGAACUUUAUUGACUUUGGGCUUGAUCUGCAACCCUGUAUUGACCUCAUUGAGAGACCGGCAAACCCUCCAGGUGUCCUGUCCCUGCUGGAUGAGGAGUGCUGGUUCCCCAAAGCCACUGAUAAGAGCUUUGUUGAAAAAGUUAUCCAGGAAUUGGGAAAUCACCCUAAAUUCCAGAAACCUCGACAAUUGCGAGACAAAGCUGAUUUGUGCAUCAUUCAUUAUGCUGGGAAGGUGGAUUACAAAGCAGAUGAAUGGCUGAUGAAGAACAUGGAUCCACUGAAUGACAAUGUGGCCACCCUGCUGCACCAAAGCACUGACAAGUAUACCGCUGAGCUUUGGAAAGAUGUGGAUCGGAUCGUGGGCCUGGACCAAGUAAGUGGAAUGGGAGAGAUGUCUUUUGGCUCAUCAUACAAAACCAAGAAGGGAAUGUUUCGCACAGUGGGCCAGCUCUACAAAGAGUCCCUGUCCAAGCUUAUGUCUACUCUCAGAAACACCAACCCCAACUUUGUACGGUGCAUUAUACCCAAUCAUGAGAAGAAGGCUGGAAAGCUGGAGCCUCACCUUGUACUUGACCAGCUACGCUGUAAUGGUGUCCUGGAGGGAAUCCGUAUUUGCAGACAGGGCUUCCCAAAUCGAAUUGUAUUCCAAGAGUUUAGGCAAAGGUAUGAGAUUCUGACCCCAAAUGCCAUUCCCAAAGGAUUCAUGGAUGGCAAGCAAGCUUGUGCAAUAAUGAUCAGAGCUUUGGAGCUUGACCCUAACCUGUACCGCAUAGGACAAAGUAAAAUCUUCUUCCGAGCUGGAGUACUGGCACACUUGGAAGAGGAAAGAGACCUAAAGAUCACUGACAUUAUUGUAUUUUUCCAAGCUGCUGCUCGGGGUUACCUGGCCAGGAGGGCAUUUUAUAAGAAGCAGCAGCAGAUGAGUGCUCUAAAAGUGGUGCAGCGGAAUUGCGCCGCCUACCUCAAGCUCAGACACUGGCAGUGGUGGAGGCUCUUCACCAAGGUAAAGCCAUUACUGCAAGUAACCCGUCAGGAUGAGGUCAUGCAAGCAAAGGUUGUAGAACUGCAAAAGGUGAAAGACACCCAAGUAAAGACUGAAUCAGAGCUGAAGGAAAUGGCUAACAAGUACCAGCAGUUGUUUGAAGAGAAGAGCAUCUUGGCUGAGCAGUUACAAGCAGAAACAGAGCUUUUUGCCGAAGCAGAAGAAAUGCGCGCCAGACUUGCAUCCAAAAAGCAGGAAUUGGAAGAGAUUUUGCAUGACUUGGAGGCUCGUGUGGAAGAGGAGGAAGAACGUACCUUGCAGCUACAAAACGAGAAGAAAAAGAUGCAUCAACAUAUACAGGAUUUGGAAGAACAGCUGGAGGAAGAAGAAGGAGCUCGACAGAAACUACAGCUAGAAAAAGUAACCACAGAGUCUAGGCUGAAGAAAAUGGAAGAAGAUAUACUCUUACUGGAAGACCAGAAUGCCAAACUGGCCAAGGAGAGGAAACUGCUGGAUGACCGCAUUGGUGAAUUCACUUCAACUAUGGCUGAAGAAGAGGAGAAAGUGAAGAGCUUGAAUAAAUUGCGUAACAAAUACGAAGCCGUCAUUGCUGACCUGGAAGAUCGUCUUAAAAAGGAAGAAAAGGGAAGGCAAGAGAUGGAGAAGAUGAAGAGGAAGCUGGAUGGUGAAACCACUGAUUUACAGGAUCAGCUGCUAGAGCUGCAGCAGCAGAUAGAGGAACUAAAGCAACAGCUGGCUCGUAAGGAAGAAGAACUCCAAGCUGCUCUUGCAAGAGUUGAUGAUGAAGUAGGACAAAAGAACAAUUUGCUCAAACAACUUCGAGACUUGCAGUCACAGCUCGCUGAGUUACAUGAAGAUCUAGAGUCAGAGAAGGCUGCACGAGCAAAGGCAGAAAAGCAGCGUCGGGACCUUGGUGAGGAGUUGGAGGCCCUGAAAACAGAGCUGGAAGACACUCUCGACUCCACUGCUGCACAGCAAGAGCUCAGAGCCAAAAGGGAACAAGAGGUGACAGACCUGAAGAAAACAAUAGAGGAAGACGUAAAAGUUCGAGAUGCCCAAGUAACAGAAAUGCGCCAGCGACACAACCAAGUGGUGGAAGAGAUCUCUGAACAGCUGGAGCAGGCACGAAGGUUCAAGGGGAAUCUGGAGAAGGUAAAGCAGACCCUGGAGAGUGAGAACACUGACCUCAUUAAGGAAGUCAAGAAUCUUCAAGCAGCUAAACAGGAUUCAGAACAACGCAGGAAGAAGCUGGAGCAGCAGGUGUCGGAAUUUCAGAUCCGCACCAACGAAAGUGAAAAGGUCAAGUUCGAACUGGCGGAGAAACUGCAGAAACUGCAGGCUGAAUUAGAUGGUGUAUCGGGCGCCCUUGGAUCAACAGAAGGCAAGUCAAUCAAACUAACCAAAGACUUGUCAACAGUGCAGUCCCAACUGCAGGAUACCCAGGAGUUGCUUCAGGAGGAAACAAGACAAAAGUUGAAUUUUAGCUCUCGAGUUAGGCAGCUGGAGGAGGAAAAGAAUAACCUUAUGGAGAACCUAGAGGAAGAGGAAUCUGCUAAGGCCCAGCUAAGCCGCCAGUUACAGGCUUUGCAACAACAGCUUCUCGAGUCUAAGAAGAGGAUGGAGGACCAGGGUGGUAUGGUGGAGGCUAUGGAGGAAGCCAAGAAGAAAUCAUAUAAAGAAUUAGAGUUCCUCCAGCAACGCUUUGACGAGAAACAUCAAAUAAACGAUAAGCUAGAGAAGACAAGAAACCGCUUACAGCAGGAGCUGGAUGACUUGAUGGUGGAUUUGGACCAUCAACGGCAAAUAGUCUCCAAUCUGGAGAAAAAGCAGAAGAAGUUUGACCAGAUGCUAGCUGAAGAGAAAAACAUCUCUGCACGUUAUGGAGAAGAGCGAGAUCGUGCUGAGGCCGAGGCUCGUGAGAAGGAAACAAAGGCCCUGUCUCUAAGUCGGGCCCUGGAAGAGGCCAUUGACCUAAAAGAUGAGCUGGACAGGCAGAACAAGCAAUUAAGAGCAGAGAUGGAUGAUCUAGUUAGCUCCAAAGAUGAUGUUGGCAAGAAUGUUCAUGAGCUGGAAAGGUCUAAACGGGCCUUGGAACAGCAAGUUCAGGAAAUGAAGACCCAGAUUGAGGAACUGGAGGAUGAGCUACAGGCCAUUGAAGAUGGCAAACUUCGCUUGGAGGUCAAUAUGCAAGCAAUGAAAGCUCAGUUUGAAAGAGACCUCCAAAACCGAGAUGAUUCCAAUGAUGAAAAGAAGAAGCUGCUCUUCAAACAGGUACGAGAGAUGGAAGUGGAGUUGGAAGAGGAAAGGAAACAGAAAUCCCAGAUUCUUGCUGCCAAGAAAAAGCUUGAAAUGGAUCUACAGGAUAUGGAAAGCCAGAUGGACUCUGCUAACAAAGGUCGGGAUGAAGCUGUUAAACAGCUGAAAAAACUACAGCUCCAGUUCAAAGAAGUGUGGCGUGAAGUGGAGGAGACCAGGGCAGCACGAGAUGAGAUCUUUGUUCAGUCUAGGGAUAAUGAGAAGAAACUGAAGAGCCUGGAGGCUGAACUGCUUCAACUACAAGAGGACCUGGCAGCCGCCGAACGUGCAAAGAGACAAGCUCAGCAGGAGAGAGACGACCUGGCAGAUGAGCUGUCCAAUGGAGUCAGUGGCAAAUCGGCCCUGCUGGAUGAGAAGAGAGCCCUGGAGAUGCGUAUCUCUCAGCUGGAAGAGGAGCUGGAUGAAGAGCAGAGUAAUACAGAGCUUAUUAAUGACAGAUACAGGAAAUUAACUUUGCAGGUGGAGACAAUAACCACUGAGCUCUCAGCCGAGCGAAGCUUUUCUCAGAAGGCAGAGAAUGCCCGUCAACAAAUGGAGAGGCAGAAUAAAGAACUUAAGGUGAAACUGAAUGAGAUGGAUUCCACCAUGAGGUCGAAGUACAAGAUCACCAUCGCCUCUCUUGAGGCCAAGAUUAGCCAGCUGGAAGAGCAGAUGGAGCAGGAGUCUAAGGAACGUAUCAUAGCCAAUAAGCUGGUCCGACGUGCUGAAAAGCGGCUUAAGGAGGUGCUGCUGCAGGUGGAAGAGGAAAGACGGAAUGCAGAUCAGUUCAAGGAGCAGCUGGAGAAGGCAAAUAUACGCAUGAAGCAGCUGAAGCGCCAAUUGGAGGAGGCCGAGGAAGAGGCUUCACGCGCCAACUCCAACCGCCGCCGGCUGCAGAGAGAGCUGGAAGAUGUGACUGAAUCAGCAGAGUCCAUGAACCGAGAAGUGACCACCCUGAGAAGCAGGCUUAGCAAAUUAGAGCGUCAGCAACGCAAGCGGGCACCUAUACAGUUCACCACAAGAACUAUCCGCCAGGUGUAUCAACUGGAAGCAGUUUCCGACGAGGAACCCGAAUCCCACAGCGGAGAACCAUCUGCCAACCAUCAGCAGCAGCAGCCUCCCCAGGCAGAGUGAUGAUGGGCAGAAGAUGGGAGCGGUGCCGACCUGCCCUCCCUCAAACCCAGCCACAAGCGCUGAAACGGUCCAACACUCUACACAGUGUAGUGACUACCUUGUCUCUUAAAAAAGACAUUUGAAAGAGUGACUCAAGAACACUCCACACGAGUGCACUAAAUCCUUUGUCUUCUUCUCUCAGCCAUGGAUCUUACAGAGCACAUUAUAAGGGAUGGACCCCAGUAGUGGCAUCAGCACACACUGUACCAGGGCAGAACUACUCCUGCAGGGAAGAUGUAGGGCAAUGUGCAGUACCCGCACCCCUGACUGCUUGCCAUUACCAAACACUAUGUGUGUCCAUCACUUGCUCCCGAGUGCUUUCUCAGCAUCACCACACUCCAGAUCCAUCACACUGGUCUUGAGCUUUAAUCUGUAUGGCUGAAUUAUCCCCACCCCCUGCCCCAUAUCUACUAAGUGUUAAGAUUUCCCAUGAUCUCAAGCAGAUUUUUCCAUGUAUGUAGAGAAUAACAGUCCUUUGUAAUCAGAGAUUAAACCAAGUCACUACUCCUAUGGGCAUCUUCUGAGGGCCUCUUGGCUAAAUAUAGUAGCACUUACAAUGUAUGUAUAACAGUAAAAUAAUAACCCGCCUUUUAUAAACCCAGACACUUAGUUGUUAUUAGCGGAAACCAUUGAUACUGACCCAAAUAUCACUGAAGAACUGCAUUUCAUACAUUCCCAGAGAGUUAUUUUUAUAUCUAUAUACCUUAAGCAUCAUUUUGUUUCCGGUAAGGUCAGAAGCAUUCUUGCCAUUUUGCACCCAGCUUUACGUGCCAGUGUAGGCUUAGUGGGACAUUAUUGAUGUGAUGCCUGCUGUCCUAGGUUCUCAUUUGUAAGGAGCAAAGCUAAUAUGGACCCUUACAAUGAUGCAAAUCUGUAACUUUUUGUAGGAUAUAUAGAAUACAAGAGCAUUUAACCGUGUGUGUGCCAAAGAUGUUGGCAAUACGCAGGUGGCAGGUUUUCUACUGUGCUCAGGACAUCAAGUCAUAAAUGCAGUUUGUGCAGCCGUGUAAUGGUUGUGUGCCUUUGUUAGAAUCCUGAUACCCUUUAGGCACAGGGAUGGCUUAGCCAGGGCUCUUGAGCCACCAUGGCACAUAGCACCCACUCAGUGAGCCACAGGCUGCCAGCUUUCGCCUCGGCACCAUUUGUCUACACAUAUCUGUGCAUGUCUGGAACAGUGCUUUUUAACAAUAGGGAAUCUGAGGCAAGUCCAAGAAGCUUGAUACGAUCAAAGCUCAUUUUAAUGGAAAACUGAAACUGGAUUUAUUUUUUAAAUGUUUUAUUUAAUUUUAUUGUGUAGCAUUUUUUUUCUUUACUGGGGAUUAUUGAGUUUUCUAGAGUAGGUUUGUCAUUUGUGAUCCAUAACAGCUGGUUUGUUUUUCUUCUGAGUGCGGCUCCCAGCAACCCACCACAAGCCAAGCCUGCGAGUGAUGUUGUAGAUCAACCACAGAUACCAAACCCUUCAUGAUGUUAUUUGUAUAAAAUGAAACUGUGGGCAAUAUAUCUGACACAUGACUGUAGAAUGUUCUAUUCAUGUGAGAGCAUCUAAAGCCAUUGCUAAACCCAGCAGCGAUAUGAGAAUGGCACAUACUGGCAGGGACAGGACAUUGUAACGGUGUAGAUUUGAGCAAAUGAUCCGCGUGUCACUAUUCCUAGAUUCCCCAGAGCUCUUGCAUAUUGAGUGUUAAUGAGAUAUCUGUGCGCUCAGGCUGUGUAACACUGACGGCAUCAGAAAGGCUUGCCCUGGUGCCCAGGGACCUGUAUAUGUAGAAGGUAGCUGGCAGGCAUACUGUGUGUAUAAAUAUGGCCCUGUGUGACUUUCACUCUACUAAUCUUCUCUUUCUCUCUUGCUGUCAAUGAAAUGAAAAAAUACAUUUUUAAAUUUAGGCAGAUAUUUUUGUCUUUUAUUUUUUAAUUUGAAAAUGUUCUAAAAGAAAACCCAGCUUGAUUUACAAAUGUGAGCCCAAAGCGCUAAAGUGGACACAAAAUUGUGCAUAUUUGGACACUAUUACAUAAGCACAUACACACACUUAGCAAAAUGCUCUGCCCCACAAUGCACCUGUUCCAUCUGCUCUGAUGCAUUGCGCAGGCAGCACAGAAGGAAGGGGGCCCUAGGAACGGAUGCCUUGAGAACGAGGCACUUCCAGGUGUUCCAUGGCACAAGUGGCACGCUAAUGUGUAAAUCCUGCACAAGUUGUUAUGCACACUGUGACACAAAUUCUAGUUCAAUACACUGCAUCUUGGGUAAAAAAAAUGAUUUGUAUCCAUUUGACCACUUUGUGUUUGCAUUAGUAAAUUCUGAUUCAGAAUUCGUAAUUGUGUAACUGACAAAACAGCAUAAUGCCUUGUCUGAGCAUUUGGUCCCUGUAAACACUGAAAGAAACAUCUGCUCCUUGAAGGAAAUGGUAAAUGGCUUUUAUUAAAUUGUCAUUCUAAGAA
Molecule: messenger RNA, 8786 nt
Organism: Xenopus tropicalis (tropical clawed frog)
Lineage: Eukaryota; Metazoa; Chordata; Amphibia; Anura; Pipidae
Product: myosin-10
Exons: 44
Coding region: 342-6311 (1989 amino acids)
Biological process (GO): actin cytoskeleton organization
Cellular component (GO): myosin complex; actin cytoskeleton; postsynapse
Molecular function (GO): ATP binding; cytoskeletal motor activity; actin filament binding
Source: RefSeq, a predicted model, not a curated record